Molecule: messenger RNA, 9261 nt
Organism: Aedes albopictus (Asian tiger mosquito)
Lineage: Eukaryota; Metazoa; Arthropoda; Insecta; Diptera; Culicidae
Product: ankyrin-2-like
Exons: 9
Coding region: 1-9261 (3086 amino acids)
Biological process (GO): signal transduction
Cellular component (GO): cytoplasm
Molecular function (GO): protein binding
Source: RefSeq, a predicted model, not a curated record
AUGGUGGGAAAAAAUCCGCGCCAAAUCCGCGCGAUUCAGGGAAUAAAUUUGCGCCAAAUCCGCGAAAGUGUGAAGGCUCAACCAAUCGAUCCGGACCUGACGGCCAAAAUGUUGGGCCGAGGUGUUGCCGUAUCACCGGUGGUAACCGUCGAGCCCCGGCGCCGCAAGUUCCACAAGGCCAUAACGCUCAGCAUGCCGGCACCGCGGGCCCACAGCCAGGGCAUGAUCAACCAGUACUCGGGCAAUGCACCCACCCUGCGACUAUUGUGCUCCAUCACCGGUGGUACAACUCGCGCCCAGUGGGAGGACGUCACCGGUUCCACUCCGCUGACCUUCGUGAACGAUUGCGUGUCCUUCACCACCACUGUGUCUGCCCGUUUCUGGCUCAUGGACUGCCGAAACAUAGCCGAUGCCACCAAGAUGGCGACCGAACUGUACAAAGAAGCCAUACACGUUCCGUUUAUGGCCAAAUUUGUCGUUUUCGCCAAACGCACCGACCCACUGGAGGCGCGGCUCCGCGUCUUCUGCAUGACAGACGACCGCGAAGACAAGACCCUAGAACAUCAGGAGCACUUUACCGAGGUCGCCAAGAGUCGCGACGUCGAAGUACUGGAAGACAAACCGCAGUACAUCGAGCUGGCCGGUAACCUGAUACCGAUCACCAAGUCCGGCGAACAGCUGAGUCUAGCGUUCAAGGCCUUCCGAGAAAACCGACUGCCCUUCGCGGUUCGCGUUAAAGACCAACAUGCCGACAUCGUUGGCCGUACGCUCUUUAUGCGCGAACCCAAGAUCGCCAAGGGUGAACCACCCCAGCAACCGAUCUGUAUCCUGAACAUCGUACUGCCGGAAACCAUCAUACCCGAUCAUACCACGACUAUAGAAGACUCGCAGGAAAUAUUGGUCCGAGUAGGACGAGCUGCCCGCGUCUCGCCGCGAGAUCAGAACUACCUUGGAGAACUGCGCGUUGUCGACAUCUCCAACCUUCUUGGCGAAGACUGGGUCAAGUUGGCUCCGGAAAUCGGAGUUAGCGAAACCGACGUCGAGAACAUCAUCGCUCAAAACCCGACGAGUAGCGCCCAGCAGGCCCAAGCCAUGCUCAAACAGUUCCAAUCCAAAGCCAAGAACGACUUCAACAUCCUGGAAAAUGGCCUGCGAACGAUUCAUCGAGACGACAUUGUCGAUCGGUGUCUAAGAACCUCUACUACCACAACCACCACAACCGUGACCAUGCGAAACAAAACUGCCUUCUCGAUUAGCAAACGAAGCCACGACGUGGACAUCAUCACCGAAACCGACUCCAUUGCGAAGUUGGUACAAAAAGAUGACAACCAAUAUGCCAAGGAGGAGUCCAGCAAGUACUCGGUCGAAGAGAAACGCGUCGAAGAAUCGGAAGAAUCAGAAGAGGAAACCAUCAAGAAGACGGUAGCCGAGCGAAGAAAACAGAUCGAGAAACGUCUGUCAGCCGACCGAUCGAUUCCCGCAUCGAUGCAGAAGAAGGAAAUUGUCGAAGAAAUCAUUACCAUCAAGCGAUCCAGCAUGAUCGACGAUACCCGAGCGAAGCACGAAGAAGAAAUUCUUAUGCAAAAACCGAUCGACAAUACGUACAAAUCAUCGGUGAUACCGGAACCGGUGGUGAAGUUGAAAACGACCCAUCUCAAAGACGGUUCCAGUGUACCGAAGGAUGAAUUCGACAAAGAACUGCAGGAUAAAUUCAAAGCAACCCUGAAGAACGUCGAAGAUUUCGAGCACAAGUCACAAAUUCUUGCAGCGGAAAAAGUGGACACCUCCGCCAAGAUAGUUGACGAAAUCGCCAAGAAAGACGCCCCAGAGUUCACACCCAAACCAGACGAACAGAAACCAAGUGCUGACCUGCAGAAGCCCAAGCCAGCACCGGAAGAACCAAAACCGAAAGACGACCGAAAGAAACCGGACGAUGACGAUGAGGAUGACGACCAUCAGGAUAAACAACCCGUUCCGAAGGAACGAGUUCCAGUCCCAACCAAGCGAAUCAGCAUGACGCAAGAAGACGACACUUCGGACUCCAGUGGAGUGGUGAGCGAAUCCAUCAAGAACGUCCAGGAGAAGAUCAGCUCGUUCGAAACUAAAUCCAGCGAAUCGAGCAAGCGUACCUCAUGGGCCGCUAAGGAAUCGUCUUCAAGUGGCUCGAAGCAAUGGUCCGAAGAGCAGGAAAUUCUCUCGCAAAAGGCACAAUUUGAUGCGGCGGAAUCUGCUCUCGGCCAAUGGACCGAGGAGGAUGAAAUUCUCUCGCAGCAGAAACAAUUCCAACAAUUAGCUGCAGAGAAAUCAACCGUGCCACUGAAGGAACAGUGGUCCGAGGAACAGGAGAUCCUUGCACAGAAAGUGGAGUUGGAGAAAAUGGAGGAAGCCGUUGAAGCCAAGCUUGGCAAAUGGGCAGAAGAAGAGAUUCACGAAAUGGAAGCCUACAAGCACGAAAUUGAACACAUUGCUGAAGAGCAGAUUAAACACCAGAAAGAGUUGAUUGAGGAAAAGUUCGAGAAGCUGGAGGAGGAGUUCCUGACAAAGGUAGCUGAGGAGAAGAAGGGUUUGUUCGAGCAGUUCGAGCAGAAAGUCGUCGGAUUAAAAGAUGUGACGAGCGAAGGACACGGUAAGGUAGAAACGAUGGAUCAGCAGUUCCAAGAGAAGAAAUCAGAAGUGUUUAGUAAGAUUGAGGAGAAAGUUACCAGCGUGACAUCGAAAGCGGAAUCGUUUGCAGAGAGCUUCAAAGCCGGCGCCACCAAGAUCGAAGGAAUGGGUGAUGGCGUUCGACAGCAAGUUCAAGAGUUUUCGGCACAAAGCUCCGAGACGAAGAGUUUCGUGGACCAGAAAACCGAUACAACGGUGAAGGAGAUUCGGGACUCCGAAGUGGUGUCAGAAAUCAAGGAAUCAACUCAACAAAGCAAGCAAGCUGUCGACAGGGCAGCUGAAGCUGUAGCGAAAGAAACGACCAUGAGUUCUGAUCAGGAGCUUCCCAGUGUUCAGGAAGCAUUUACCAAAGAAACCUUCGCUAGCGUGCGUGAAGAAGUCAUCAGCAAGGAUUUGACUGGUACGUUGAAAGAAAGUGCGGAGAAAACAACAACCGAGGUCGAAACUGGUCUCCGUCUGGGCGAUGAAAUUAUAGCGGAGAAGGUUUCAGAAAUCGGAGAAGAGUUCCGACGAACGGAGGAAACACCCGCUGUCAAACCAGAUGAGAAGCCAUCAAUCGUGGAAACUGUCAAGAAAACGGUUACUCAAGAGGUGACCUCAAAGAUUCCCGUAUUGGCCAAGCGUACUUCACCAGACGAGCCUGCGAAACCAAAGGAAGAACCGAAGGUUGAGAAAACGCCAGAACCAACCAAGGAAGCAGUUCGGGAGUCCGUGGUUGAGGCAGCUCAGACUGUUGUGAAGCAAGUGGAAGCAGCAGUUUCCAAAAUCCCUCGAUUCCACGAAAGCACCAAGCCCGCAACUCAUCAUGCGGAAGCAUCUGCUGUAAAAUCUCCAGAACAUGAAGUGACCACAUCAAAGAUCCCGAUCUUCAAGGAGCGCAGAGUCUCGGAACAGUUUUCGAGUGACUCUUGCGAGACUGUAAUCACACAAAAGACGCUCCGUGAGCAGGAGUCGUUUUUGAAAUCCGACAGUGAUGAAAAACCGAUAAAGUCCAUUACGAUUGACGACGAACCCUGCGAAGAGAUAACCAGUCGCGAGGUGAAGGAAGUACUCAGCUUUACGACAAUCGACGAGACGGUGCUCAACGAACUUAUCACCGAAGAUGAAAGGGCCGUUACCCCGGAUGAUUUCAUUGACGAGAUCAUCGAGGAAGCCCAGGAUAAGGUCCAGCGGAUGCAGGACACCGAAAUCGCUGCCUACACGCUGGAUCUGAGCAAAUCCGAAGACGAUGUUCAAGAGAAAUCCCCUCACCCGAUUCCGGAGUAUGUCACCGAACGUUACGAACACGACUACGAAUAUCACGACGAAGAACACGAAAAGUGGCAAGACGACGCCCACUCGCUGGUACCGGACAAUGCCUCCACGACGGAUUUCGAGGCAUUCCGAGAGUACCACUGGCUGGACACUCCGGACUCGGCGACCGCAGCGCAAACCAAGCUAUCCAAGAGCGCUGCCCCUACACAACCGUCCACCGCUCAGGGCGUAGUAUUAGCAUCGACCGAAGACUUGGACACACUGAGCCUUCAAUCACCCGACGUCAUCGGGGAACGUAAACAACAAUCACAAACAACGGAACAAGCUCAGGACAGUGACGAAACGACACGGACCACCAAGGCCCGAAAAGACUUUAACCUAGACCUUGACCCAACCACGACUUCUCGCAGCAAACCAGAACGUAAAGCACACUUUGAGACGCACUCGAACCGUGGCACUUCUCCAAUGACAGACAUUGUCGAAUCACCGGACAGCGUACACCAUUACGCACGUGGUGAAUCUCCGGCAAUCAAGCUUGUCAUCGGCCGGAAGGAAAUAAAGACCUCCGAUACGUCGGCCAUCACCGAAAGUCGAUUAACCGUCUACGGACACAAAGAUGUCGAGAUUUCAAUCAGCUCCCAGUCAACCAUCAGUCUGACCACUACGACCACCUCGAAAGAUGGUCGAGAAGUCAGCUCUGAAGUGAUCAGCACUGGAAGCACUGGAAGAGACUCUACUACAACCAAACGCUAUAAACAGUUCAAACUGAUAGACGACGAACAGGACUCGGAACGCGUUGAACGCAAACGAGACGAUACAGUUUCAUUCUCCAAAAAGAAGAGCGUCUACCUCUUCGGUAGCUUCGACUCAAGCAGUGAGUCCCCAAUCACAGAAGCCAGCGGAUCAGGACAUGUAACCGAUACCGGCAUAUCGUUAACAAGAGGCUUCACCGAAACCAUGACAUCUCCAGGUAUUGUGUCCUCUUCCGAAGAAAAGAACAAGAAAAUCAGCAUCGUGACCGACACUGCCGUCGACGUGGAGAUCGAAGAACUGGAGCUCACCGAUGCUGGACUAAGCCCAAUACAACCGGACGAAACCGACAUCACAGCCGACUUCCAGAUUGCCGAGGAAGACGUCCAAUACGCACAUGCCGGAACAAGCCCAGUAGACUUUGAAGAGCACUCUGUAUCUGCUGCUAUGGACACUUCCGAAGCGGCAACUCUCACCGAUCGUGUAGAAACUAAAGACGCUUCCAACAGUCCCCUGGAUGCACACAUCACAUCCAUUCUGAAGCGGGACCUUACCAAAAUGACCGACGAAGAACUAUUAACAGGACGCCGUGGCUCGGGAGACGUCAAGGCCAAGAUCAAAAUCCUGGAACAAAACCAAAAAAUCCACAGUGCUCAAAGCUCUCCCAAGAAGAAGGUCGAGUUUGAAGACCACCAAAUCAAGCACUUGGACGUGCAAGACUCCCCGAAAAAGCAAAAGUAUGCAUCCGCCAAAAUCAGUGAACUGAAGAAAAUUUUCGGCGAAGAACAGGAGCCGGAGGAGUCCAACAUCAUGUCCGAAUCGAUUCCACCCAUCCACGAGGUAAUCAAACAGCUCGAAAAACGCAUUGCCGUUGAACAAAUUGACAAAAGGGUGCUGGAUCAAGUGGACGCUUCGGCCGUUCGUAUUCUUCCACCUCCCGCUCCGAAAAAAGAAACCCUAACCGAUCGAGACAUACUGGACUUGGAAGCACAAAUCAUUCCCGCUGAAAAGAUCCUACCAACCAAAGCACUUCCUCUGGAUCAAACUGAAGAAGAAGUCAAGAUAACCAAACUAGUACACGGUGUACAACAGCUCGGUCUACAGGAGCAGCAUCAGCGAGACCUACUCGAACAAAAGAAAGAAAUCGAUUCAAUUGCACAACUCGAAGAACCGAUUUGCGAGAGGAUCGUAUGCAAGAAACACGUCCCCGAAUUGACCGAGGAUGUAGUCGAAGAAUUCGAACAAAAACGAGCCAACGACCUGAUUAAGAUGUUCGAAAGUAAGCAAUCGGCACCGAUAGAAUCUCCACCCAGAAGCCCAAAAUUCAAACGAUCAAAAACACAAGACGGCCCCAAAGCGGCAGUUCUCUCAACAGUCGAGGUAGAGAAAACCAUUCACAGUCAUGCUAUUCUAACAAAGUCGGAAGAAACACAACAGGAGCGUCAAAUUAUCGAAAUGGAAAAACUAGAAUCGGAAACCCGAUCGACAGAAUCUGGCAAACCAGCAUCGCCAGUUGCUGAAGCUGAGCCAGUCGAAGCUGUACUUGUCGAAAAGGUAAAAGAAAUCUCAACAGUCAAACCAGAGGAAAAACCCACCGUUGAGAAGGAUAUUUCGCCAGUUGAAGCCAAGACUGACGAAACAGAGAAAUCAGUUGAGCCAGUCGAAGCUGAACUUGUCGAUAAGGUAGAAGAAAUUUCUGAAGUCAAACCAGAAGAGAAACCUUCCGUUGACAAGGCUAUUUCGCCAGUUGAAGCCAAGACUGUUGAAGCUAUGAAACCAGCAUCACCAGUUGCUGAAGAUGAACCAGUCGAAGCCGAAGUUGUCGAAAAGACUGAUGUACAACAUGUUGAUACGAGUAUUUCAACUGAAACGACCACUCUUAGAAAAGUAAUGGAACUAACUGAUAUGGUAAAGACUUCGCUAGAACUGAGACUCCAAUCGAUUCAAGCAGAGAAAUCCACUGUUGCGCAAGAGUCUGAUCACGCUUUUGUCAGCGAUGAAAGGUGUGAUACAGAUGCGGAGCGAAUUGGCAAGAAAGAGCUUUCCGCACCAUCUGAACGUUCAGAUAUUCUGGAAGAUCUAAGACGAGAAGAGUCACGUUUGGCAGAUACGAGAAAGAGUUCACUUUCUGCUGUUGAAGGUUCCAACUAUGACGAUGAUUCACCACUGCUCACUGAUUUUACGACGUCUUCGAUAACAUACGUUAGCGAACGAAUUGACUCAUCUUCUUUAGAGCUGAUGGCGGGAGAUAGCUUGGGAGAUUUCCUGAAAAUAACACCAGCAGCGGAUAGGAAACCCGACGUAAUAUCUCCAAGCUCUUGCAUUUCUUAUGCAACGACCAUCAGUGAGACGAUUGAAUCCUACACCCACGAUACCGAUCGAUUACAAUACGCUGGAGGAUCAAUCCAGCAGGAUAUACCAACGGAGUACGAGCGUUCCGUUUCCUUGAGCGACAACGCUGCCUCGGACUUUUCAACCGAGUCGGCUACGAAAUACAAUCUGCCUUAUGACACAGAAUCGGACAGCCAUGAUGUUGUAACGAGCCUACAAAAGCCUCGUGACGAAUUGCAGGAAAUAAGAAUGGUUAAACCCGCUAAGCUGAUGUCCAUCGACCCCCGACACGAGUCAGCUUCGCCUCAAAGUGAUGUGACCGAAUACACGGAAAGUGUGUCCUAUGUAGAGUCAAUUAUUGACAGUACAAACUAUGAUAACGCCUUAAAACAGAGAGAGAAGCUGCAGAUGGAGCAGCAUCAGAAACAAGAGGAGAAAAAAGAUGCUCAGGAAAAGUUGAUUCAAGAGAAGCGUCAAUUGGUGAAGGAGGAAAAGGAGAAAUUGAUUUCGAAGAAACAAAUAGUCGACAAGAGAGAAACAAGUCCGAUGAAGAAGAAGUCUAAACCAAAAGCCACAAUAACUAAAAUAAACUUACAGAAGCAAACGCCUAUCGAAAUUUCGAAACAAUCAACAAAAACCGUUGACAUCAAGUCAGGUUCGAGAAGUGUAGAAUACACUACAAGUACUAGCCGAAGUACCACGGUAUCACGCACGUAUACUAGUACAAGAACACACGGAUAUAUGCAAUCUACGCUUUCACGGGACCAGAAGGUACUGAAACCAUUGACCCUUACAGAAUCUACACACUCUUCUCCGGUGAAGUCUUCCCAUCGCUCGACAACCUCUUCAACGGUGGUACAAUCAUCAACGGAGAGGCGAGCUAAAUCUUCCAGAGAUACCUCCAGUGGCCGUGCCGAUGUGGCAAGUACCAAGACCCUAUCCAAAUCUGAACCAAUAAGUUCAAGCGCUGUGAAGAAACAAGAGCCUAAGCCAGGAGUGCAUAGCACUAAGCCUACAAAAACUUCCACUGAACGUUCCGAACGAACAGGAAGAUCAUCUUCCUCGUCUGUAACAAGCAGCACUACUCGAUCGCAUCGUAGUAGAAAGUCUAUAACCGAAGCAUUCGACAAGCAUGAACCAGUAAAAAAGGCUGACAAAGAACAAGCCAACUUAGUCACAAAAACUACAGUAAGUUCAUCAAAGAGCACGAAAGAACGAGCCAAUAAGAGUUUGAUACCGGUGAAGGUUUCCAGCAGUAAGGGUAGUCCGAAGAAGGACGUCCCUCUUAAAACCACUGUUGAAAAAUCGCCAGUGAAGAAACCUGCCAAAACGGUAAUUGAGGUCAAACCUCAGGAAACUGUGAUAGUGAAGACAUCUAAGGCCGUCACCACCGAUACAGCGCAGAUGGCAACUGCAGCUAAAAUUGGAUUCGUCAAAACAGCGCCACGAGUGACGAAAACUGUACACACGUCCGGUGAUUCGAAACGGGACGACACCUACCGCUGCAAGUCCGCUAUGCACUACUCGUACAAGGAUGCCGUCACGUUUGAUCACGCUGAAAUUCCGUCUUCGUUACCGUCUAGUCCGAGCCGUCUCAAUAAAAGUUCCUCCAAUAGUACAAAUGUGUUGACCAGCGAAGUCUUCACACGUACCAUCGACUCGUCGAAGUCGAUCGAAGUGAUCUACAGACAACCGUCGACCUCUAACGAACUCAUACGAAAAAUCAACGAAUAUCGUUACAAUGACAUUGACCUGACGACCGACUCUAGUCUAUCCGACUCCAUAGCACUGCCUUCGUCGUCUUCCGAGCACGAAAGCGACGUCCUUGGUAAACGUAAACGUUCCGGCAGUCCAGCUUCUCCCAAACCGUACACAACGACUUCUUCUGCGUCAUCGUCCACGGCGGUAACCACCCGUAAACAAGCCGCCACUACCGUAUCAAGCUCGACUAGUCAGCAGAUCAUAAGCGAGCAAAAGUACCGCAAGUCAGACAUAUGGAUGCGUACCGGUCCCCAACCAUCGGACGUCACCUCCGUACCCCUCGACAGUGGUGACGACGAGAUCUAUCAGGCGUUGCAUGGCGUCGAUCGCCGCACGGUGGCCUCCCUCGACGGAAUUGUGAUGGAAAGUCGCAUCUCACCGAUACUCGACUUUCGGGCAUCCACGCCGCCACGUCUGAAGUAUAAGUUUGAUUACGAUAGUUCCCUGUUUACAGGUAAAUGUUCCAACUCUCCUGCUCGCAAUCUCUAUGCCAAAAAGUAA